ACCAAUGGGGAGGUCCCCCGGUUUGUGAUAAAAAUGUGGACAAUAACACUGUCGCUAAUUCUGACAGCAUAAAUGGCUGCUUAACGAGUCAAAACGAAUCGAAUGAACAGGUUUUAGAGAACACUGACAAACCAAUGUCAACAGUUAUAAGUGUUGGCAAUUCUGAAUUUUAUCGCCAGGAAGAAAAUCGUCUAUGCGGAUGGCUAAUCAAAGUCGGGGCCAUUGGGUUUAUGAAAACAAAUAAGUUACUCUGGUUUGUCUAUGGGGACGAUACAUGUAAGCUUUAUUACUACAGAAAUCCCCAAGAUCUGUUACCUCUGGGGGAGAUUGAUAUUUCCAAUGCUUACUUCAACUUUGAUGCAAGUGUUGAUAAGCCAGGACUGUUUGAAAUUAGGUCAGAUGGCAAAGUUCAUUUGCUGGAUGCUCAAGAAAGAUCCAAGAUGAUAUACUGGUUACAAGAACUCCAGAAAAAGCGCAGAGAAUUUAGCCAAAAGAGGACCUCUUUGUCAUCUGAAAGAGUACAGUGGAUUGCCAAAAAGCAGCAAAGGGCAAGUGGGCUAGUUGGUGCAGAUGCUGCUAAACCAGGAAAAGAUUAUUCAGAGCAGAAAGUUGGUGAUUUAAUGCCUGAUUUGUGUGUUCCCGUUCCCAUGAACCAAAGUCUUCCGAGUGAAGCGUACAACCAGAAAACAAAUUACUGGUCGUUACAGAGUCUAAAUUUAACCAAAGAAAUCAGAAAUGCAGUUUCAAGCAUCAAAUCUCAGUUUUCUCAGUCUGACAAAGCUUUACACCCACAAGCCGCUGCAGCCCAAGUGGAAGAGAUGACAGAAGACUGGACUAUUUUAGACCCAUAUUCCUCCCUAACAGCAGACAGCCAGCAAGAGUUACCUCCCUCUAGUAACACAGAGCAGACGGACCCCACUGAGCCCUCGUCUCCUGUGGGUAAAACUAAUCAAGGAAAGUUUCUGACAAACUUGAAGAAAAUCAAAUUUGGGAAACGUAGUCAGAGCGAUGGAAGUGUGAAGAAUGGUGUUCGGUCAAGUAGUCCAACGGCCUCAUUAACUGUGAUGUGUUCCAGGUGCAGAAAUUUUGAAGCUGAAGCACUAUCUUUGAAGGAAGAUCUGGCUUCAACAGACAAUGAACUGAGUGCCAACCGACAAAUUGUUAAACUCUUGCAAAAGGAGAUCAACACUUUGAAGAAACAAAUUCAAACACAACGAGAAGCCGUUGGGGCAGAUGCAGCUACUUUCCAUGAGAUGUUACGUCAGCGUGACAAACUAAUUAUUGAGCUACAAUCCUGUCUGUCCGUCAUACACGAGGACAAGAACAUGCUGUCACAACAAUCUAGUAUUCAGCAAACUGAAGUGCAGUCGUUAAAGGAACAAGUAAUCAUGUACCAAGAGAUGUUAGGUGCCAAAGACGAAGUCAUUAUGCAGCUGACACACCAAGUAUUUGAACAUGACAAUGCAAAGAGUUCGGACAAGGGAAGUAAUUCUAAUCCUACAGAAGCUAUAUUUGAAAGACCGUCUAUUAUUGUGACCAAUACCAAAGAGACUGAAGCACUGAAGGAUGCAUGUCAAGCAUAUGAACUACAGAAUAAAUUUCUAACCAAAGAAAUCUUGGAACUGAAUCAAUUGCGACAGCACGAUGAAGCAAGAGAAAAAAUAUUACUCAUAAACUAUGCACAUCUUGAAGCAGAGUUCUACAAGACUCGCAGCCGAUACCUGUUUUUGCUCAAAGAAAUCCAGAUGCCCGUAAGAGGAGGAGAUGAAGACAAGUCCCAGGAUGUCAUCAGUCAGCUCCUGCAGGAGGCACUCGACUCGGAGACCCAGUCCGGGCCAGACAACAAACACUUCAUGUUGUCAAGCAGCGGUCAGGAGUGUGACAGGUACGGUUUCUAUAAAGUGGACGAUGUGGAGGAUGACGUUCUCACAGCUCGAGCACAACAGUUAGAGAAAGAGUCGACAGAAAUCACCAACAAACUCAAGGAUUCAGAUGAAACUGCCUCGCACCAUGUUAAAUGGGAGAACUUCUUGGUGGGUCAGCCUGGGAAAACUUUGACCAGGUCGCAGGAGUUGAAAUUACUUGUUCGGUCAGGAGUACCCCAUGAGUACCGCGAACAAAUAUGGAAAGGAUGUAUCGAGAUGUAUGUUGGCGAAGUCCGGGACAAGCUUGGUCCCCACUACUACAAGUCGCUGGUUGAGAGAGCUAAACACAGCACUGGAAAAUCAAACCCAGCUGCCAAACAGAUUGAACUUGAUUUGUUGCGAACGCUACCACACAACCGACACUUCAUUUCGCUGGAAGCAGAUGGAGUAAAGAAACUACGACAGAUUCUUCUGGCAUACAGUGCACACAAUCCAGUCAUUGGUUAUUGUCAGGGUUUGAACCGACUUGCUGCCAUAGCUCUGUUGUUCCUGUGUGAGGAGGAAGCGUUCUGGUGUCUGGUUGCCAUUGUGGAGCACAUCUUGCCCCAAGACUACUUCACAAAGACGCUGGCAGCGGCACAGUCAGACCAGAGAGUCUUGAAAGAUCUGGUACUGGAGAAACUGCCAAAACUGUAUGCCCACUUGGAGAAUAAUGAUGUUGACCUGUCACUCUUCACCUUCAACUGGUUCCUGACAAUAUUUGUUGAUGGAGUGCCACCCGAAACAUUCCUCAGAGUCUGGGAUGCGUUCUUGUUUGAAGGAAGCAAGGUGUUAUUUCGAUUUGCCAUUGCCUUUCUGAAGCAUGCAGAAGAAGACAUUCUUCAACAAAAUGGAACAUUUCAAGUCAACCGAUACAUGAGGACUAUUGGUCAAAAGAUGAUCAAUUCUAAAAUCAUAGCAAGGAUUGCUUUUCAUGAUCUGAACCCUUUCCCCAUGAGAAACAUUGCCGGGAAACGACAUGCCCAUCUUCAACAAGUUAAGACUGAGCUGGAAGAGCUCGAUGCAAUCCGACAAGACUUCAAGAGUCACCGCAUCCCUGACGAUCGACUGGAGUACUACAGCGACGAUGACGACGAAUCCAAAUCCGAUAAAUCAGAAGCAGGAACAUCCUGAUGAUGUCAUAUCCUGUCACAUGCUAAUUGGACAAUUUGUGCAAGAUAAACAAAACAGAAUCAAGCAAUCAGAAACAAUUGUUUUUGUUGUGUAAAUAUUGUUUUCCUUUUUUAAAAAAUAUUUGUUUAUACAAUAGAUGUUAUUUUUUACAUUCCCUUGCAUUGAUGUCAAUCUUUGUGAAAUAUUAUUGAUUGACUACAGUGAUAUGCAUCUGUGUUUUGUAACAGUCAGUGUUUGUAUCAGUAAAAUAAUAUCGAUAUUAGUCACAUGUGAUAGUUAUGGGGUUGGUAUUGCAAUUCCUAAGCAUAGUUAGUUUUACUUAAGUCAGUAAGAAUAGUUGAAGUCUUUUUAUUAUAUAUUAUGAUGGAUAUUUCAUCACAGUCUACAAAUGGAUAUAACACCUGUUAAUACUACUGAAAGUGAACAAUGUUUUUAAAAUGUUUAGUGUUUAUAUAAACAAGUGCAAUUACUACUUUCAGAAUGGUUUUCAUACAGAUAUUUUGUUAAUAUCCUGUCAUUCCAUGGUUUGUAUUCUUGUAAAUGUAUAAAUUAAAUUAUUUAAGUCCAGAUAUUUAGUAUGGAUAUUACAAGAAUGUUUUCGUAAAUGGUUCUGUAUUUAUUAAUAAAGUGUGUGUUGUAGUGAUCCGAUGGUCAGGGUAAGCUGAUAGAAUGUUUAGCUAGAGACUGUGAAUAUCUAUAAAUUAUCAGGUUAUUGUGUUUUGUUAUCAUAUUAAUUUGGGGAUGUUUAGAUAACUGUAAUAGACAAGUUUCAGCAAGCGUGUUACUCAGUUAUUAAUUAAGGUCGCAAACCCUAGGUUCAACUCAUAAAAAUGGACACUAAGUUUGGUUAAUCUACAAAUUUGUAACACAUCUGUAUAAAGUUACAAUGAAGCGAAAAAAGAAUCAUGUGACAUUGAAACAUGUAAAUUCUUUUCAGAAAUAGACUAGAGCUUGUCUUCAUAACCAUUACUUCUCAGUGGCAUGUGUGUUUUUAGAAUUGCAGAAAAUUAAUUUUACGGUAUUUUCUCACCAGAAUGACAAGAAAAACCCAUAUGUUUGGUAUGGAAAUUAAUAACCUAAACAGUAAAAUCAUGCCAUUAAUGUCUGAUUUCAAGGCUCUGAUGGUGAAAAAAUGUGCAGUAAAGUUUAAACACUAGGGCCUGUCACUUUAAGUUGAGCCAAAUAUCAAGGUCAGACAACCAGAAAUGGUUAUGUCUACUCUUUUCGAAUAUGUUUUCUUCUUUUUAAAAAAAAGAAGAAAACAUUCGAAAAGAGUGGUGUUUUGGGGAAUGAUGAUUAUAAAAUAAAAUUGCUUUCCAUUCAGAUAUUCUUUAUAAAAAAUUUCUGAAAACUACGACUGGACAUAACCACUUCUCGUCAUCCUUCAAUAACGAUACUAAAAUAUUUUAACCUAAUUUUUAUUUAUUUUUAGUUAUCUUACACAACUAGAACCAGUGAUAUUCUAAAUUAAUCAAGUUAAUUGAGAAUACAGGAAUUAGGGUCUGCUAAUAAUACAGAAAUUGUACAAUUUAACCAUUAACAGAGUACAAGUUUAGAGUAGUAUAGAGUACAGUACAGUACAGUACAGAGUUACUUCCCUGUGGGUUUCAUAAUUCUUGGUGCUCUAAUCUAAAAAAAACUACCUCUCGAACCUGUUACUUCAUGUGGCAGGGCUUGAUUUAUCUCAGUAGAACGUUCACCUGUGAUUCUUGGGUCAAAGGAUGAAACCUCAUCAUUUUUUUUUUUUUGGUCCCAGUCAGUGCUCCACGACUGGUAUAUGAAAGGUAUACAAUGUAUCAUGUAUGUGUUGUCCAGUCUGUGGGAAAGUACAUAUAAAAGAUCCCUUAUUGCUAAUAGGAAAAUGUUGCGAGUUUUCUUUGAAGAUUACCUGUCCGAAUUACCAAAUGUUUAACAUCCAGUAGUCUAAUGGUGUCUUUUUCAAAAUAAAAGUAACAGAUGUAGUACUCCAAAACACACUGUAAAUGUUAAUUGAUUAUUAACUGAUCAUUGAUGAUGGUCAAUCACAGAAUUUCAUCCGAUUUCCAGUGCUAAUUAAAAUAUGACCUAGGUAUCAGGGUUUUGAGUGUUUCUAUGGCACUGUUAUCAUGUACAGCCAGCAUUUGCCAGUUACUAGACGUGUGAUGCUAUUCUAAGGUAAAUACACAUAUGAAUAGCUACUUGUUUCAUUUGAAUGUUGUUUUUUUAAAAACAUUAGCUUGUUCUGAAGAAAUAGGUUUUUAACAAGGUAUGCUAAUAAUCAGGCCUUCCAGCCACUUGUACAUAUUAAAAUAUAGGAAAUAUAGGAAUUUGCAUACCAAAAUAUAGGAGUUUAUAGGAAUUUUGAGGUCAAAUAUAGGAGUUUUAUAGGAACAUUUGGAUCAAUUAUCAUGAUUAUAGGCAUUUUACACGGAUUUCUAAAGACAUUUACAUUAUUAAUCAGGGCUGGCCAUAUCCUAAAUUUUUCAGCUGUCAAAUUUCACUUGCCCACAAACAAAUUAACUCGUCCCAAAAUGUAAGCAGUUUAAAUCAAAAUUAAACUGUAUGUUUCAAACAAUUUCACAUCAUACAAAGCACUUGUAAGCCUUUCACUGCUAAUAUAACUCAAUAACAUAUUUUAUUCGUCGGCAUUUUGGCAAAGCAGUUGAGUCAAAUAUAGGAAAUAUAGGAAAUGAAUCUCAAUGUAGGAGUUUUAUAGAAUCCUAUAAAAAAAUAUAGGAAGUCUGGGAGGCCUGUAAUAUUACAGGAAUUGUAUAUUUUAGUUAUAUUAAUUUAUGUGAUUCAGCAUUUAUUACUGGGAUUUUAUAUUUGAAAGGUGAUAACCAACUUUUGUCAUGCGCAGAAUGAACAAUAUAUAGUGACAUGAUAACAGUGGCAUUAUGAAUAUUAACAGGUUAGUACAACGGCUGGUAUCAGGUUAGUAAAUAUUGCCUCACUAACUGUGAUAAAAAAAAAAAAUUAACAUUGAUGUUUACUGUUUCUACAUUUAGUCUAGUCUGAAGAAACUGAAAUUUUAUUAGCAUUCAAUAUCUACAUAAUAAAUAGGCUGAUUUAAAAACUAGUUCAGUAUUAUUUUUAUUUGCUUAUUCGUUUUUACGUGUAGUGGUUUGUGUAUAAUAUAUUUUUAUGUGUCCAUAUUUAGUUGAUUGAUGGAUGGAUGGAAGGACGGGUUAAUAGAUGACAUCAGACCUCACGGUAAAACAAAAUUAAGGGGAGUGAUUACUUGCUCUCUUAACUUAGAUUAUGGAGAGCCAUCUUAGAUAUUUACAUAUUGAGCAUUGAUAUGUAAUCCUUUUGUAGUAAUUUUUUUAGUCCCGCCUUUAUGAAGUAAAAAAGGCUAGAUAUAGGGAUUACUUUUCCUACGGCAGCAUUUCAUGUUUUGAUCCAUUUCUCACAAAUUAAAAGUCCUAGAUUAAUGAAACUUGGUUUAUAGUUGCUCCUAUGAAUGUUUAUCACAACACAUUUGACAAAAAUAAAAAUUAAAUUAAAUUAAAAUUUUAAUAGAUUUGUUUGGUUUGGUUUUUUGGGGUUUUUGUUAACAUGCAUUAACAUCGAAUAGCUUUAUGGUAGGUGAGAUAUUACGUCCACAGAAUUCUUUUUUUAAUUCACAUGCUAAGGUGGGGCUAAAAGUUACUAAGAGUGUGAGGUAAUGAUACCCCUGAAUGAAUAUAAUAUUCUGUGGUCAAGGCCCUCAAAACACAUUGUACAUGGAUGUGAGAGCUACGCGUAAAUGCACUUUUCCAUUUCGUCUUAAAAAACAAAACCAUGAUGUUCAAUACUGUUGACCACACAAGGUUCAUUUGCAUGUUUGCAUGGUUUCAAGUUUAUGAUGUGUGCCUUAUAUUAUAAGUUCUAACCAGUUUAGAUUUGUUAGCAUUGAAUGCAAUUUUUGGCAGUCCCAUGGGUUGCAAACACCAAUUUUCCUUCAGGGGCCCUUAAGCAGCCCCUAGACCCCGGCCGCAGUAAGCUGUUUUGUUACAGCCCCUCUCACAUCUCUGAAUGUAGGAAAAUAGUCCCUGGGAAUUUAUUAAGGCAUAUGUGAAUGAUAUGUUAUUGAUAUUGUUAAUAAAUCAACAUACAUUUCGAAAGAUGAUUUUUUUGUUUAAAAGCAUUUAUAUCUUGAUGCUUGUGACCACUUUUUGUUCGAGAAACUAAUGGUGCACUUGAUAACUGUUUGUAAUUUGCACAAUGUCUUGUAAUUUGCACAACUGAGAUAUGAACUGAAUGAUUGUAAUAUGAAACUUUGUGUCUUGCAUUUAUAUUUAUAGGCGAUUCUAUAUAUUUUCAUAUUACUUCAAUAAAAAUAAUAAAAGAUCCAUUUUUGUCAAAGUUAAAUCAUAAAUUUAUUACUUUGUUUCAUAUGUGAAAAUAUAACUUUGGUAUUAACUAGAAUUACAUACUAUUUCACUAACAUAUCAACCUGGAAAAGGUUUCUGGUUUCUUCACACAUUUUAUUUAUGUGCUGUAUUUGUUGCCAAAAACCGAUGGCCAAUUGUAAUGUGCAAGAUGUUUUUACGAUUGCUUUGCCUUAGGACAUCUGUGUGAUUUCGACAUUUCAUCCAGCUACCCUACUUCUGGUAUAUCAUAUUGUGUGCUGUUAAAAAAAAAUGUCCAAAUGAAAGAGCAUGAUUUGGUUAAAACAUGAUUCUGAACUCUUGCCUGGUGCAGAAAUAUUAAUUUAACCAAGAGAACCGUUUUAAGUUUUUUUAUCUUUCAGUGUUUCACUUGGAAGUUUCAUUUGAUGAAUGCUUUAAAUAUGUAGCCAUUUUACAGUAUAUAUAUUUUAUAUAUUAAAAUUUAAAAAUAUAUUUCUAAGUAAAACAUACAUUGUCAUGUUUCUAAUCAAUUUAACCUAUUGUGGAAUGAUGUUCAUGUUUUUAGUUGUGAUGCCACAAUUCACACGUGAAUAUGCAAGUUUUCUGUGUUCAGAUUGGGAUUUGAACCCACAGCCAACUGAACUUUAGUCAUUAACAGAUGCAGUGCCAUAGCCCUUGCGAACACACACUGGCAUCACUGAAUUUACACCAUUAUGAAAUAAACCUGAUAUUUGUGAUUGUAAAGUAUUUGACAAAUCAUUAUGAAAUAAACCUGAUACUUGUGAUUGUAAAGUAUUUGACAAAUCAUUAUGAAAUAAACCUGAUACUUAUGAUUGUAAAGUAUUUGACAAAUCAUUAUGAUAUAAACCUGAUACUUGUAAUUGUAAAGUAUUUGACAAAUCAUUAUGAAAUAAACCUGAUACUUGUGAUUGUAAAUACUUGUGAUUGUAAAUACUUGUGAUUGUAAAGUAUUUGACAAACCAUUAUGAAAUAAACCUGAUACUUAUGAUUGUAAAGUAUUUGACAAAUCAUUAUGAAAUAAACCUGAUACUUGUGAUUGUAAAUACUUGUGAUUGUAAAGUAUUUGACAAACCAUUAUGAAAUAAACCUGAUACUUAUGAUUGUAAAGUAUUUGACAAAUCAUUAUGAAAUAAACCUGAUACUUGUGAUUGUAAAUACUUGUGAUUGUAAAGUAUUUGACAAACCAUUAUGAAAUAAACCUGAUACUUAUGAUUGUAAAGUAUUUGACAAAUCAUUAUGAAAUAAACCUGAUACUUGUGAUUGUAAAGUAUUUGACAAACCAUUAUGAAAUAAACCUGAUACUUGUGAUUGUAAAGUAUUUGACAAACCAUUAUGAAAUAAACCUGAUACUUGUGAUUGUAAAGUAUUUGACAAAUCAUUAUGAAAUAAACCUGAUACUUGUGAUUGUAAAGUAUUUGACAAAUCAUUAUGAAAUAAACCUGAUACUUAUGAUUGUAAAUACUUGUGAUUGUAAAGUAUUUGACAAAUCAUUAUGAAAUAAACCUGAUACUUAUGAU
Molecule: messenger RNA, 8889 nt
Organism: Gigantopelta aegis
Lineage: Eukaryota; Metazoa; Mollusca; Gastropoda; Neomphalida; Peltospiridae
Product: TBC1 domain family member 2B-like
Exons: 19
Coding region: 135-3038 (967 amino acids)
Source: RefSeq, a predicted model, not a curated record